GACUUGGAGGGUCGCGUCAGCUGUAAGAGUGCUACAGCUGGCUGUGGCUCUUCUCCUCUAUCUUCCUCUUGUAUCCGCCCUCCCUACCAUCCAAGAACGCGCCACUGUCUGUAAUGGCAGAGCAGAACUAUGCAACCGAAGCUAUGGGAACGUGACCUUUCUCACUUCGCACGACUCGUUUGCAUCCUCGCCCAACCCUCUUGCAUUGGCGAGAACCCAACAGAUCGAUCUCAAUGCACAAAUGAAACUUGGCGUGCGUGGCCUGCAAGCACAGAGCCAUAUGAAGGAUGGACGCCUGUUUGAUGGUGGCUCUGUACUCGACUAUCUCAAAAAAGUCAAGGCGUUCAUGGACGCCAACCCCAAUGAAGUGUUCACCUUCAUCUUUACCAAUCCUGAAAACUUGUCGCCCAAGUCGGUCUGGGAUCCAAUCUUUCAACAGGCGGGGCUUGUCGGCUUGGCUUAUGUUCCUCCCCAUCUCCCCAUGAAAGCAUCCGAAUGGCCUACUCUGGGACAAAUGAUCGAUUCUGUGGAUUAUGGUGCCAAUACUGCCGAAGUUCCCUACAUCCUACCCGAGUUUGACCAUGUUUGGGAACCUCCAUUCUCUUCCACGGAUCCUUCUUUCCCAUGCAGAGUGGACCGUAUCUCUGGACCCCUUUCUUCGCAAGAUCACAUGUUUAUGAUCAACCACAACCUAAACGCCAAAGUCUCACCCUGGAAGUCCAAACGGCUCGCCGAACCAGAGCCAGUAGCCAAACCAGGAUGGUUCGACAGCAUCACGAGCGCAAUCGGUAACGGCGUAGACCACGUCAAAGACACGAUUGAUCAAGGCGUCGACCACGUCAAGGAUACGAUCGAUCAAGUCGGCGAUAAUGUCAACACGGACGCACUCCCUACGAUCCUCGUCCCCGACUUUUUGUCGGCCCCUAGGACGAAUGGGAUGGCGUCCAUCUUGGCUGAUUCCAAUGGAUGUUCUGCGUUCUCGGGUGGAAAGGCUGCUAAUUUUGUGCUUUUGGAUUUUGUGGAUAUCGGGCAAGGAAUGAAGACUGUCAACCUGAUGAACGG
This is a messenger RNA of Acaulospora colombiana, 1062 nucleotides long. NCBI's taxonomy places the organism in Eukaryota, Fungi, Glomeromycota, Glomeromycetes, Diversisporales, Acaulosporaceae. The record is from the annotation of a GenBank genome assembly.